CUUACUAGACACCUAUCUCCCUGUCCAGGUCAUAAUAAGCCUGAUCCAUCAGAAUCCCAAUUGUACCUUGACUUUCAAUUCUCAUAUUCUCAUAUCAAUCGCCUACACUUAUUACACCCACACGAGCCACACCUCCUUCAUCCAGGUACUCCAUAGCUAUCCAUCCAUAUCAAACAUAUCGUGUCCAGAUCAUUAUGUGAUCCUCUUAAAUUCAACCCCAACCAAUCAGAUCAUCACAAUUCAUCAAGAGGUAAAAGUAAGAGAGAGCAGCCAUCAAUGCUUUUAAUGAAAGAUCGACUUAAUUCACUUAAACUUAACUUUACACUCAUUUUUUCCAUCUUCAUACCCAUUGAUAUUCUAGAAGUCCUUUAGAGAAAAAAAAGGUACCUACCCCCAUUGACAAUCCAUUAAUCUCAUCAAUCCUUUGGGGUCAAGAAGAGCUUGUUGGCUUAAUUUAAAUCGGUAUCUAUCCAAUCUGCGACACGAGCCGAAGUACAUACAUACAUAACCAGCUACGACAUCAAACCUCUUGUGACAGACACCCCAGAACUCCAGAUUCGACAAAUGCGCUCGUAGGAUCUUCACAAAACUAUCGAUUGAGGACAACCUUUCGAACAGUACAACGGCGCCAUGGGCCCAGUCCGCUCUUUACGGCGUACAAACCCACUCACUUUGAUUGUGGGUGUGGUCUUAUGUAUCAUCAUAUUCGUCUUUCUCUUUUCCCCAUCCAACGCCGACGCAGCAGCUUCGCAAUUACGAAGAGCCAGCGCCGCAUCCAAUCCCCUCUCACCACCUACCUCUCCCUUUCGCAAACAAAAUGAAGCUACAAAGAGCGGGAAACGCAUACCACCCCCUGUGGUUCAUUACCACAUGAAUAAUGUUACCAGUACCGCCGAUCCUUUGGGGAACCGAGAGAUGAUUCUCAUCUUGACACCUUUGGCAAGAUUCUAUCAGGAGUACUGGGAUAACCUGUUGAAGCUUUCGUAUCCGCAUGAACUCAUCACUCUCGCGUUUAUCAUCCCACGCAACAAGGAAGGAAAUGCCGCUACAGCAGCGUUGCAGGAACAGGUUACCAAGACUCAGAAGUCGGGCCCGGAAAAGAAUCGUUUCGCCAGUAUCAUUAUCGAGCGACAAGAUUUCGAUCCUCCCAUCGCAUCCCAAUCCGAAACCGAGAGACACAAGAUGGAGAAUCAAAAGGCACGAAGAGCCGCCAUGUCCAGAGCGAGAAACUCCCUCCUCUUCACAACUCUUGGACCCUCCGUAUCGUGGGUGCUAUGGUUAGAUUCGGAUGUUAUUGAGACGCCUCCCACCUUGAUCCAAGAUCUGGCUUCGCACGAUAAAGCGAUCAUUGUGCCAAACUGUUUCCAAAGAUACUACGAUACUAAAGAUAAACGCAUGUCGGAACGCGCCUACGAUUUCAACAGCUGGCAGGAUAGUGAUGUGGCACGAAAGCUUGGGGAAUCAAUGGGUCCGGAUGAUAUUUUGUUGGAAGGUUAUGCGGAUAUGGCGACAUAUCGAACAUUGAUGGCAUAUCUUGCCAGUGACACUGGCGAUUCCAAGGAAGUGAUUCCGCUCGAUGGGGUAGGAGGAACGGCAUUGAUGGUUAAGGCAGAGGUUCAUCGUGAUGGGGCGAUGUUCCCUCCAUUUGCAUUCUAUCAUUUGAUUGAAACGGAAGGGUUUGCAAAGAUGGCAAAGAGAUUGGGUUGGGAGGCUUUUGGUUUGCCUAAUUAUAAGGUCUACCAUUUCAACGAGUGAGAGAUGUCCGGCACAUCACAAUUUCCCACUCAUAUACCUUCUCACUAGAUAUUUGAAACGAGGAAAAGAUGACAUAAUAUUUUGGAUGGAUGGAUGGAUGGAUGGAUGGAUGGACAGCAAGUUGCAGAUGGGAAAGGAACUCUAUCAGGAACAGCAUACCUAGGUAGUCAUGAGGAGGGAGGGAAAUAAAUGGUUGGUUGGUCUCAUAACCAUAUCAUACCUACAUUGUGUAUCAAAGCGUAUGGUAUAGGAAAAAUAAAUAGGAUCGGGCGUUUGCUGUGUAUUUUUUUUUGACGCGAGUGAAUGAGAAUUUCAAUUGUAUUAUUUUUGUGGAAUUAUCUGUUUGUUUGUUUGUCUGUCUGUCUGUCUGUCUCUCUGAUAGAGUAGUGAA
This is a messenger RNA of Botrytis deweyae, 2146 nucleotides long. RefSeq lists its product as uncharacterized. The transcript is spliced from 2 exons. NCBI's taxonomy places the organism in Eukaryota, Fungi, Ascomycota, Leotiomycetes, Helotiales, Sclerotiniaceae. Gene Ontology annotation, molecular function: alpha-1,6-mannosyltransferase activity. Gene Ontology annotation, biological process: protein N-linked glycosylation; cell wall mannoprotein biosynthetic process. Bases 631 to 1755 code for a protein of 374 amino acids. Gene Ontology annotation, cellular component: mannan polymerase complex. The record is from RefSeq and is a predicted model, not a curated record.